AUGGAUGACGCCGCGCGCGUCGGCGCGCUCGGCGCGCUCGCGUUCGCGGCGACGGUGUUCAUGUGGGAACGCGCGUGGCGCGAGCGGGUGUUCGGCGCGCGGACGAGCGCGACGACGACGACGACGCGCGAGACGAUGGUGCACGGCGUGGACGUGUCGAGGUACGCGAUUUUUGAUGAACCGGAGGUGCGCAGGGCGUUGGGAUUCGCGACGGGGUGGCACGGCGGACGACGGAGGAAAAAUGGGGAGACGUACGCGAGGCACUGCGUGGAAUCCGCGAAGAUUUUGGCGGCGAAUUUGCCGGGGACGGGACCGAAGAGUCGAGACGCGGUCGUCGCGUGUCUGUUGCACGAUGUUUUGGACGACACGGGGUGUUCGGAGGAGACGCUCAGGGAGGCGUUCGGGCCGGGGGUGUACAAUCUCGUCGUGCAGGUUUCGCGCGUGGGAUCGAUGAAUCAGGUGAUUCGGCGUCGAAGACGCGAUUUGCCAGAGAGCGACGAGAGAAACAAACUCAGCGAAGAAGAUCUGACGCAGUUGCGUAAGAUUUUGUUGCUCAUCGUUCGCGACCCGAGAGUCUUUUUGAUUAAAAUUGCCGAUCGUUUGCACAAUAUGCGAACGUUGUACGCGAUUUCGAGUGAGCAGAAGGCGAUGGACAUCGCAAACGAGACGUUGCGCGUGUGGUGCUCGCUCGCCGAGAAGCUUGGGAUGUGGGCGAUCAAGUCGGAGCUCGAGGAUUUGUGUUUCGCUGUUUUAGAGCCAGACAAUUUUGACUCUGUGCGAGAGGCUCGCGACAAGAUGUGGCGUCCCAUCUAUGAGGACGAGGACGAGGGACUCGACUCGGAAAAUUCGUACGGGUGGCUGUCAAAGAGUUUCGGUGUUUCCAAGCUUCCGUUUUUCAACGCGGAAGAAACGAAUGCAAGCGGUUCGUUCGACUCGGACGACUCGCCGAGCGUGCAAUACACCCAGGCGCAGCUGGCGAUGAAGAUGCGCAUCGAGAGCAUUCCUUCGUUUGAUUGGAUUUCGACUCGAGAAGGAGAUUCGUUGCGAUACGACCGAAUGAGCGAGCUCCCGGAGAGCAUCGCGGCGUCCUUAAACACGUUAGAUGAAGUCCGCGGACGUAUUUGGAGCGAACUCUUGAUGGAUGGAUACGACAGCGAUUUGAACAUCUCCAUGUCUUCGAGGCUCAAGAGUGCGUACAGCACACAUCAGAAGAUGAAGCGCAAGGGGCUUCCGUUCAAUCGCGUGUGCGACGCACGCGCGAUGCGCAUCGUCGUCGGUGAUCCCUCCGCGUCCGCCGGUGGCACAGAGAGAGAAGUCGACGCAUGCUACGCCUUGCUUGAUUUGAUUCACAAAAUGUACCGGCCGAUUGAGGGUGAAUACGAUGAUUACAUCAUCAACCCCAAACAGACCGGGUAUAGAUCCCUGCACACCGCCGUGAACGGGCCAGAUGGUGCUCCCUUUGAGGUGCAAGUGCGCACGCGUUCGAUGCAUGACUCUGCUGAGUUCGGAAUGGCCGCGCAGUGGAUGUACAAGGGUAAGGCAACUUACGCAUCAAAAUCGUACCAGGAUGCGGCACUCACGGACGACGUUCCGGAUGUCGGUGCAGGUGUUCAAUUGGUUUCGUCGGGACGUCGAAGCUGCGGAGUGGUGAUUCAGUCUGGCGGUUCGCGCAUGCUCGUCGCCGAGCCAAAACAAGCGCAAUGGAGCGACGUCGUCGCUUGGAUGUCAGAGGGUUAUCACAAGCAGUUGUUGGAAGAAGUCCGAGAGUCUGGUCUCAUGCUCGCGCGUCAAGGCACGAGUGAAUUUUUCAUCUCUGAGUUCUGCUACUGCGUCGACCAACGCUGGCACCGAGUGGACAACUUGGGUCACAAGACGCGCGUCACGGCUGAAAUCGUCGCCAAACGCCUUGAAAUGAGCAAUGCUGAGUUCGGAGAAGAGUUCGGAGAAGAAAUGGACGAUAUCGACGCGCGUAUUCGUCAGCUUCAAACCAUCGCCGGGGAUCUCUUGAACGACUCCACCGCGAGCAGCAUUCUCCAGGAGACGGAGCUCGGUAACUGGUCGGCAACGGUGCAGGCAAUCAAAAAGCGUGAGCGAGCCAUGCAGGCGCGCCAGUCCCAGGCCGAACGCGAGAAGAGAUGGCGAACCGGUGCCGAGGAAGCGCCGGCGCUGAGCAUUCUCAUGGCAAGCAGCGCGUUGAAGGCUAAGCCGGCGGCGGGAAUUUUCCAAACCGAGGAGGCGGCAAAAUUUGAAGCAGAAGUCGCCCUCAGCAGCCCCAAAGCCAACCACCCAAACAUUGACGUCGAGGACGGUGUCAUGAUCAUCACUUGGACCGACAAUUACCCCGAGCUUCAUAGCAUCAAACGAGGCUCCACCGUGGCGGAGAUCCGUGAGAUCAUCGACAAGAUCCCGGGUGAGAAGCGACUCGCUCCGCCGAAAGUCGAAUCCGAUGAGAGCGUGAACGUCAACAUGGUCAUGGUCCCGCCGACGACCACGCUCAAGGACGGCGACAUGAUUUUCCUAGACAAAAAGACCCCGAUGCAGAUGGAGCGGUGA
Messenger RNA from Ostreococcus tauri, 2553 nucleotides. RefSeq names its product RelA/SpoT. Bases 1 to 2553 code for a protein of 850 amino acids. Lineage: Eukaryota; Viridiplantae; Chlorophyta; Mamiellophyceae; Mamiellales; Bathycoccaceae. Gene Ontology annotation, biological process: guanosine tetraphosphate metabolic process. Gene Ontology annotation, cellular component: chloroplast. The record is from RefSeq and is a predicted model, not a curated record. The transcript has a single exon.